This is a messenger RNA of Liolophura sinensis, 7442 nucleotides long. Its product is annotated as band 4.1-like protein 4. The record is from RefSeq and is a predicted model, not a curated record. NCBI's taxonomy places the organism in Eukaryota, Metazoa, Mollusca, Polyplacophora, Chitonida, Chitonidae. Gene Ontology annotation, biological process: actomyosin structure organization. The transcript has 29 exons. Bases 220 to 3048 code for a protein of 942 amino acids. Gene Ontology annotation, cellular component: cytoskeleton.
UACGGUAGCAGAGGUUGUGUCGGACUUUUUCUAGUGCAAAGGUAAAAAGUUGUUGGGAAAGAAACAAUGUAGAAAGUCUAAAAGUAGCAUGCCAGUUAGUUUAAGGAUCAUUGAAAGCCCAGGGAAGGGCACUGUUUCCUCUGGCACUGCUGUAAAUUUUUGAUCGGUUGAAUGACUUCGGGAGUGACAACUGACGCCACUCGUGGGGCCGUGUGAGAAAUGUCAUUCCGUAUUUCUAAACUUCUACCAAAGUUUCUUCGAGGGGAAAAAGAUAGAGGGAAGACCCCGGAAAACACCAAUGACCCCAAGAAUCAAGUCCUGCUGCUAGAUGACACAGAACUUACUGUGCAUCUGAAGCAUAGUCAUAAAGGCUCGGCAUUACUGGAACGGGUGUUUGAACAGCUGAACUUGGUGGAGAAGGACUUUUUUGGCCUGCGCUUCAUUGACCAGUACAACCAAACGCAUUGGUUAGAUGGAAACAAGUCCAUAGCAACACAGAUCAAAGGAUCACAGAACAACAAGUUUUACUUUGGAGUAAAGUUCUACGCAGCAGACCCAUGUAAACUGCAUGAAGAAAUCACCAGGUACCAGUUUUUUCUCCAAGUCAAGCGUGACAUUCUACAAGGUCGCCUGCCCGUCAGCUUUGAUGAGGCGGUGGAACUCUGCGCUUAUGCUGUGCAAUCGGAGCUGGGGGAUUUUGACCCCAAGCGACACACGGUUGGCUAUGUGUCAGAGUUCCAGUUACUACCCAAUCAGACGGAAGAGUUGGAGGACCGGAUUGCUGGUGUCCAUCGGGAGCUGGUGGGCAUGGUACCAGCAGUGGCAGAGUACAGGUACCUGGAGAAGGUGAAAUGGCUGGACAUGUACGGGGUAGAUCUUCAUCCCGUUCUGGGUGAAGGUCACACAGAAUACUUCCUAGGUCUUACCCCAAUGGGAAUUGUUGUUUACAAAAACAAGUCUCAGGUUGCCAGUUAUUUGUGGCCUCGUAUAACAAAGGUCACAUUUAAAGCUAAAGUUUUCACUGUACGGGUUAAAGACAAACAUAAUGAAGAGCACCCUUACAGUUUUGAGCUGUCAACAAAGUCUGCCUGCAAGCACUUGUGGAAAUGCUGUGUAGAGCAUCAUGCUUUCUUCAGUACGCGUAUGGAGAAGCUCUUAAACCAGGCUGGUCAGUAUCGUCAGCCACCUCAGGUGUUGCGCAUCCCCAGUAGGCGCCAUAACCGACGCUCAAACUCCGAUUCAAGGCUAGAUGCUCUUGUGUUUUCACAGCUCUGGUUUAUUUCUGUUACAGCUCGCUCAUCAAAUGAAGGGAUAUAUGAGGCAACUAAACGACCAGUUACCAUGGUGAUAACUCCAGAGCCUGUCCAACCCCCACGGUACAGUUAUCGUCAGCUUCCUGAGUCGCCUCAGAGUACCCGCUCUGCCCCCUGGGAGACCAGAUCAGAAAGGCGAGGACUGUACACUUCUGGGAGGGAGUCCCCACUCUCCGUCCGCAGUGAGAAGAUGAAGUUUCCACACCGCAGACCUGCCUCUGGAAGUGAAAGUGAAACAGGACCAAGGAGAAGAUAUUACUCCAGUCGUAAGAGCUCUGACAAUGAAAGUGAAAUAUCACACACAAGGCGACGGAGAAGAAAAGACGAAAGUGGUAGUGAAUCGGAAGCAGGCUAUCGACGAACUCUUCGGCAAAGAAGAGCGAAAAGUGCAGGCGAGGAUUUGUUUGGUGCUGAUUGGAGGAAUGGAGCAUAUAUAGAGAGGGGAAAGGAAAACAUUCCAAACGGGUCACUAUAUUCUUUACAUGGGGAUGAAGAAAGAAAACGUAGAAGGCGGAGGACACGAAGUAAAUCGCCCAGUAAGAGGCCGCCAGAGGAGUUGAGACAGCAUUUUGAAUAUGGUCUGAUUGAAACAGAGGGGUUGAGUGAAGAUCAACUCCGUGAGAUCCCUUACACACAAGUCGAGACAAAAGCAGAACCAUUUAGAGUGAAAGCCAAAUACCGGUACAAGUCUCCGAAAAGACGUUCAACCUUGUCUAAUGGGGAGGCGAGUGAUUUGAACUCGCGCCAAUCAGACGGCACCAUAACUCAGGAAGAGGCUCCCCCUCCGUACGUCCCCAUUACCUCUGCCACUCUCACCAGACCCUCAGUGUCCCAGAAUAACGCACACAAUGUUAACUACAGCAACUCAUUCAGUAAACCGUCUCAGGAGUCUAACCAUGGUCCACCCUCUGUUGUAUAUAGACAUGAGUCCUACACAACCAGUCCUAAGUCCAGGAAUGCACCUCUUUCCACCCUUCAACCCUCCACCCACUCCAUCACCCACCCUCAUCACCCUAGCAGAGGCUCCAGGUAUCUCGAGUCAGGUGCUAAGAUGCAGCUUCCUCCAUCCUCAUCAGAGAACAUGACACAUUCUCCUUACUGGGGAGGUAGAGAAAGUCGAGAGCGACCAACUGAUCAGAGGUACCCCCCUACAUCUCGGAACCAGCAGCAAAGGUAUAACCAUGGAUACCAUCAGACUCAGUCUUACCCUCUGAACUCCUCUAGAGAAAACAGUAACCAUGGUAACACAGCAUUGUGGAAUGGUAGGGAGCACCCUUAUUACCAGAGCCCUGUAGAUAAUGUAGACAACGAGCAGCGACCUUCAACUCACAUGACCCCUGAGAACCUAGGUCAAAGUCAAAGUGAAGGUCAAGGUGGAGGUUACAAGAGUGCACCAUUGUCAGAGAUAAACAGACCUGAAGUUGAUCAGUCUCGCCCUGCCCCUCAGCAUUAUAGAACACCGUCUGAUAACCGUUAUCAGACACCCACCUACCAGAGGCCUAAUGGGAGUGGCUACUCCACAGGCAGGCACCAAGCCCCACCCCACAACCCAGCUUCCAGUCAGGCCCCCGCCGUUCACAGACCUGUAUACGCUUGGAGCCAUUUCCAGCCAGUCAAACCCUCAGCAUCUCCUGCCAGCCAAUCAAACAACAGCACCAUGGGAAGCUCACACUCGGAGAUCACGCAUCAUGUGAUCAGUGCCUCGGGACGUCACGAGAAGUGGACUGAACUCUGACAGAAAAACCAACAAUAUGCAAAUUUUUGUACCAAAGCCGUAAUUGGGGCAUUGUGUGCUCUCCUUGUUCUGUUUCAGGCUGUCUUGAUGCAGUGUGUUUUUGUUUAAUAGAUCACAUUUUUGAACUAGUAUAGUUGUGCACUUUAAAGCUUGUUUUGUCACUCAAGAUAAAUGCUACCCUGAAGUACAUUAUUAAUUGGUGCAUAUAUUUUAACUAACUCUAAACAGAGAUAAUGCCAAAAGUAGGUGUGGCAAAAUCUUGAAGAAAAAAAAAACCAGAAUCAGUGACACAAACAUGUAGGUGUAGUUUUCACCGUUCCUCUUUUACUAUUUAAGACUUGUUUUUUUUUUAAGCAGAGAUGAAUUUCUGUUGAACUAAGUUCGCUGCUUAAAAGCCACGGAAUCACUAUGAUGCCAGUAUAAAUAUGAAUGCUGUAGGAGUGGACAGACUUUUUGUAACUUUCUUGCAACUUCUCUGACUGAACUAACAUUAAAAUGUGCAGGGGAUCUGUUUUCAGCAUUCAUCUCUGCUAAAACUGUGCGAGGUAUGAGGAAAAUACAAUGGUAUAUAUGAGAUUUGUGUUAUAUAUGCUGAAAUACAGGUGUACAUACAGGUGUGAUUUGCAUUAGAUCAUCUACAUUAAUAGAAAACUGUAUAAAUCAGGAAACAGUACAUGUGAUUGGUAUUAGGUAAGCUAAGUUUGAGGAAAACAUACUGCACUGUCUAUAUGAUGAGGAAACAGUACAUGUGAUUUGUAUUAGGUAAGCUAAGUUUGAGGGAAAACAUACUGCACUGUCUAUAUGAUGAGGAAACAGUACAUGUGAUUUGUAUUAGGUAAGCUAAGUUUGAGGAAAACAUGCUGCACUGUCUAUACGUAUGAGGAAACAGCACGUGAUUUGUAUUAGGUAAGCUAAGUUUGAGGAAAACAUGCUGCACUGUUUAUAUGAUGAGGAAACAGUACAUAUGAUUUGUAUUAGGUAAGCUAAGUUUGAGGAAAACAUGCUGCACUGUCUAUACGUAUGAGGAAACAGCACAUGUGAUUUGUAUUAGGUAAGCUAAGUUUGAGGAAAACAUGCUGCACUGUUUAUAUGAUGAGGAAACAGUACAUGUGAUUUGUAUUAGGUAAGCUAAGUUUGAGGAAAACAUGCUGCACUGUCUAUACAUAUGAGGAAACAGUACAUGUGAUUUGUAUUAGGUAAGCUAAGUUUGAGGAAAACAUGCUGCACUGUUUAUAUGAUGAGGAAACAGUACAUGUGAUUUGUAUUAGGUAAGCUAAGUUUGAGGAAAACAUGCUGCACUGUCUAUAGGUAUGAGGAAACAGCACAUGUGAUUGGUAUUAGGUAAGCUAAGUUUGAGGAAAACAUACUGCACUGUCUAUACGUAUGAGGAAACGGCACAUGUGAUUUGUAUUAGGUAAGCUAAGUUUGAGGAAACAGUACAUGUGAUUUGUAUUAGGUAAGCUAAGUUUGAGGAAACAGUACAUGUGAUUACUACUUCGUAAAGCUGAAAGUACAUGGACAUUUAGGUAAGAGGAAAUAUUACAUGUAUACCAUUUGCACUACGAUCUUGCUGCACAAAUCAUUCAGUGAUGUUAUUGAUAUGGUAACAAGCUGUGAAAAGUUGUUUCACUUUAUCGCCAGUUAAUUAAUAAACCUUCUCAAUGUUUGCAACUGCACAAAAUGUGUUAGAUGAAUACAAUUCAGUGUCAACCCUCUAAUGAAAAAACCUUCAUUGCAAAUUGGAAUUUUUCAAAUAAUUAAUUGUGUACAUAUACCUGUGAUUUGCUGGCCAAACCUGCUCUGUCAACUUCUUGAAUAACGUUUGUUGUCUCAUGUGUGCUGCAUUUGUUAAUUAUUUUUGAUUCUUUAUUUGUGUAAAUAUUUUUCCUGAAUCAGCAGGUAAUCCAAGAGUUCAAAACUCAAAAAAUCAUGUUUGUAUAUAGUUUUAGUACAUAGGUUUUUCUUUUUUUUGAUAAAAAUAUUUAUUAUUGUUAUUCCUAACCUUUUUAUAUUUACAUUUUGCUAUGAAUAUUUAUUUUGUAGUUAACAUUUAGAGUGUAUAUUAACUUUUUGGUGCAUUUUUUUUUAGUUGAACUGUUGUUGCAAAGAAAUUGGAAUUCUGUUUCUGCAUGGGGCUCCUGUAUCAUAUUCUAUGUUCUUCCUUGGGGGUGGGGAAUAGUUGUGGGUAAAGCAGGAGGUGUGAUAGGGGGGAGAAAUUCCACAAAAGAUUUAACUUUGGAGGGACAGUUCUAAAGCAAACUGUUUUUCACUUUCACUGGACUAGGGCAUCAUAAAUAAAAGCUGAUAAAUGAUAUUUCAGACUUUGAUAUUUACAAAUGGUAACCAUAUUGUGUUUGUGAAGCAGAAGUUGUCAUGUUCCUCAAAGAACAUGCAAAUGGUAUUAAUCCAGGCUCAGCGAUGUUGAACACAUGUACAUGUACACACUUAAGUACUUCAAAGAUUAUUGAUGCCAUUAUUGAUUAUUGGAAAAGAAAAGCAAUUUCUUGCUUUAUCUUAAAAUUGUAAUCGAAAUUAAACUAUUUAAUAUUUGCAUCAGUGGAAUUUGACCACUCAUUCUGUCAUGUGAAAAUUAUAAUUUCUGCCAAGUUUGAAUGCCCAGCUUCAUAUAUUCUGCUUGGCCCCAGGAUCAGAAAUUGUCCUCAGCCUAGUCUUAACAUGAGGUAUUAUUCCCUAGCAUGUAUUUGAACAUAAACUGAAACAGUACUAUUUUGUCAUGCAAGUACAAGACAACUCUUAGGAUUAUAAAAGUGAAAAAAAAUCCUUAGUCAUAAAUUUAGUAUUAUAAAGUGUUUUGAAAUGAAGACUAAGUCUGAUUCAAUUCCAAGAUAUGUACAGCUUUUUUCUGCCUGGAUUUCAGCCCAAUAUAGCCUUAUGAAUCAGGCCCUGUAAGAUGGCAUGCAUGUUUUUGCUGGGGCAGGUCUGUAGUCCCUUUCGUGAUAGUAAUUAUGGUUGAUUUGUUUUCUGACUGUCUAACCCUUAUUUCACAAUAUUAACUGUGAAUACAUGUCACCAGUAACAAACUCUACUGGUAGUAAGUUGCAGGUUAGAUCUGAGAUCUGUUUCAUUCUUCCCAGCUUAACUUUCACAAAUGUAAUGUAGAGGCUAAGUUCGGAGCAUGGCCAACCGAUCUCAGAGCUAGUUGCAUUUGCAUGUAAUACCAUGUUAAUCUUAUAAGGAGGUACCUUGCAUAUAAGUAUCUUUACACCAUCGUCUAUUUAUGAUUUUACUACCACUUGUGCAAAUAACCAUGCUUGGCAUCAAAUGUCGCGUAUUCUAUGCAAUACUAAAUCAGCAGUUGCCAUAUAGUCGUGUAGUGCGUACGUUCAGUGGUUCUGCCAUGUUAUAUAUGAAGCGCAUUUGAAUGCCGUUAAGUAACUGUCGUGUGUGCUUCAAACCAAGAAUGAUACGGUAUUGAAUAGGGGUGAUUGGGCUGAUAAUGAAAGGGCAUUCAAGCAAAAUUUUCUGCGAUCACUCCGCAUUGCUACGUAGUAGGUUAGAGUUUUCGUUUGACACAACGAAAUAUAUAGUGCCUUUUGAUACAGUUUCGGUUUCAGAGUUGACAUUUACGUUUAUUGGCUUCACACAUUUUGGCCCAAAGCUGCUGCUGCGAUGGGCGUAGUAGCUCAGCCUUUUCCCCUUGCACAUGCUACUUGUAAGCUGUGAUUUCUAGGCUGUUGCGCAGAAGUGCCUAUGGACUUUGUUUUACAAGCACAGCUGUAUACAGAAAAUAUACCUGUUACAGAAAAAGAAUAAAGGUGUACACAAAACGACCGGCUUGUUUUAGGCUGCGGUGCCCCCAGGACAUUUUGACAAAUUAGUGUCAAAUUGUUAGAUUGCUCGUUCUUAUACCAUGCUACAUGUAUUAUCAUAGGCCAUUUGAAAACCUAUAGGCUAUGUAUAAGCACGGGCGAUCUACUAAUUUAAUACAAGGGCUUGUGUCUUCAGGUCUUUGUGUUAUCCCUGGCACCUUUUUGUCUGGUGACUGUUUGUCAAUGUAUAUGCAGGACUUCAGUCGAGUACCUGGGAGAAAAUCGGGCAUUUUCUUCAUUUAUAUGAUUGACAUUUAUGUCCAAGCGCGGAAUCCAUUUACAGCACAAACUCCAUAGUUGCGUUUGAAAGUGUAAGAUGUAACGGUAUAUUUGGUGGAAAUGUGGCUUAUUUUUUAAACUAUGCACCAUGUCUGUCUUCAUGUUUUCAUAUUGGAAAGUAGAACUGGGGAAUCGCAUAUGUUACCCAUUUUGGGCUACUAUGCGCAUACCCUUACGGCGUCUUAAGAUGAAUUCCAAGUCUUCUAAGUUCCGAGGUUGAACACGGUGCAAAAAUGGCGGGUUCCAUUUGUACAGGCGUUUGUACGUACACGUUUGUUUGUAUUA